AUGUCUAUGACGGCUUUAUUAUUUGGUUUUGCAAUGAUUGAUAAUAUUCUUUUAUUAUUGAUUAAUAUUUAUAAUAUUAUAACUUUAUCUGAUCUUGAAACUGAUUUAAUGAAUGUUCGGCAAUGUUGUACUAAACUUAAUCAAACGUUCCUACCUGAAAUUGCAUUACAUGUUAUGUUAACAGUUUUUUUCAUAUUCAGUCAUCAUUGGCUUUUAUUUCUGCUCAAUGUUUGUUUGGAUCUUUGGUUUGCUUAUGUAUAUUUUAAGCGUCAACCCGGUCAAUUAGGUAUCUAUGAUCCAUUAGAAAUCAAUAAUCGACAACGGAUUAAAGCAAAGAUGAGAUUUUCGAUGUUUAUUCUUCAUGGUCGAUAUUUUGUUCAUCGUCAUAUUCAUCUCUUUAAACAUUGUUACUCAACUUCAACUAUUAAACCAUUAAAUGUUGCAUUUUUUGGUUCUGACCUUUUUUCGAUGCAUAUUCUUGAACAUCUCUAUCAACUAUUUCUUAAUGAUAAAUCAAGAAUAAAAUGUUUAGAAGUAGUAACAACUGUAUCAACUCUAAAUACUGUUAUGCAAGGUGCUGAAAAACUUCAAUUAACAACUCAUGUUUGGCCAGAUAUUGAUUCAUUAAUAUCGAAAUCGCCUGUUCAAUUCGAUGUAGGAAUUCUUGCAUCAUUUGGUCAAUUAUUACCUAAACGAUUGAUCGAAUCUUUUCCUUUAGGUAUAAUCAAUGUUCAUCCAAGUUUAUUACCUCGAUGGCGUGGUAGUUCUCCACUUAUCUAUACAAUUGCUAGUGGAGAUAAAACUAGUGGUGUUUCAAUUAUGGAUAUACGACCCAAACAUUUUGAUAUUGGACCUGUAUUAAUGCAACAAUCAUUUCCAUUAUCAACGAAUAUGACUAUGUUUGAAUUAUUAAAAAUAUCUGCAGAUGUUGGAUGUUCAUUAUUAGAUAAAGUUUUAGAAGAUCCAAUUAAAUCACGAGAAAAUGCUCAGGAACAAGUAUUAUCAGGGAUUACAUAUGCUCAUAAAAUAAAUAAAUAUGGAUAUUAUAUCGAUUGGCAUAAUCAUACCACUGAAGAUAUUGAUCGAUUGUAUCGAGCUCUUAAUCAAAUUGCAAAUCUACGAACUAUGUUUCGUCAAAAACCUGUUCGUCUAAAAUUACUAACAUUAAUUAAUGAUCAAAAUAUUCUCAAUGAUCUAAAUGCAAUAUCAUCACAACCUGGAACAGCAAUUUAUAAUAAAUCGCUUGAGUGUAUAUGUAUUCGAUGCAAAGAUGGUUGGAUUGGAUUUAAAAAGUUAGCUUAUUUAAAAUCAAUGUAUGCACGUGAUUUUCAAAAUGGAUAUAUCAGUAAAAUAGAUCGAUUUGUAUUCGAUUCAAUACAUAAUUCAUUAUUUGAUUAUAUUUAUGAACGGCGUGUGCCUAAAUAG
This is a messenger RNA of Adineta steineri, 1425 nucleotides long. The record is from the annotation of a GenBank genome assembly. Lineage: Eukaryota; Metazoa; Rotifera; Eurotatoria; Adinetida; Adinetidae.